UCGAACACGAACUCUCGCGAUAUGUCCUUGCUUUGCGCUUUCAUCCUAGAUGUGGACGUACAAGAACAGGCUGCUUGCAUCUCAUCUGACGCGCUUUGGACGGGUAGAGCUCCAGCUCUUGGCAGAGGAGCUACCAUGGUAACGGUGUCACCAUGGGGAAGUCCAGGUUGUUCCGGAUCUCUUUGGUUCUGGGUUCUGUCUUCAUGAUCCUGUUUAUUAUUCUAUACUGGGACGACGUUGGAACCUCACACUUCUCCCUGCCGCCUCCCAUCUCACCCCGCCCCGCCCCUCACCAGACACCCCGCCCCCCCUCAUUUCUCAAUGACAUUGACGCCUUUGUAAACCAGUUCCUGGAAGGGACCAAUGACCCUACAGAAACCGGUCCUCAAGACGCGGCCAACAAAUCCGAGCAUGCUGAGGAGCGGUACGUCCCCCGGAGGGAGUGGAAGGUCCAUUUGACGCCCAUCGACCCUGAGAAACGAUUACGACAGGAGAGGCGGCGGCAGCGUCUGCAUGACCUCUGUCACCAUAGUGAUGAUCUGGUGUUUCCAGGGAAAAACCGUUCAUUUGACGACAUCCCCAACAGAGAGCUGGAUCACCUAAUUGUCGACGACCGCCAUGGUGUUAUAUACUGCUAUGUGCCCAAGGUGGCGUGUAGUAACUGGAAAAGGAUCAUGAUUGUCCUGAGUGAGAGCCUACUACAGGACGGAGUUCCAUAUAGGGAGCCUCUGGCGGUUCCUCGGGAGAUGGUCCACAACAGCAGCCUCCACUUCACCUUCAACAAGUUCUGGAAACGCUAUGGGAAGUUUUCACGCAACCUGAUGAAGGUAAAGCUCCAGAAGUACACCAAGUUCCUGUUUGUCAGAGAUCCGUUCGUCCGUCUCAUCUCAGCAUACAGGAACAAAUUUGAGCAGCCCAAUGAGGAGUUCUACCGCCGAUUCGCUUUGCUCAUGCUUCGUCGCUAUGGUAACCACUCUGAACCCCCUGCAUCAGUGGGUGAUGCAUUUCCAGCAGGAAUUCGCCCCUCUUUCUCAGAAUUUGUCCAAUACCUACUGGACCCCCAGACGGAGAGCAACGCCCCUUUCAAUGAGCACUGGAGACAGGUGUACCGACUCUGCCAUCCCUGUCAGAUAAAGUAUGAUUUUGUGGGCCAACUGGAGACAGUGGAGGAAGAUGCUGAGCAGCUACUGCGGGUUUUAAAGGUGGACAACGUGGUAGACUUCCCUUCCUCCAACAGGAACCACACCUCGAGUAGCUGGCGGGAAGACUGGUUCAGCAGGGUGCCACUUGAGGCCAGGAGGGAACUCUACAGGCUAUAUGAACCAGAUUUCAGACUGUUUGGCUACCCCAGACCCGAUUCUCUGCUUGAUUAACCCCAAAUCCUAAACACAACCUCUACUCCAUAACUGUUAAAACCUACUCCAGGCCAGAUUCUCUGCUUGACUGAUUGCGAUCAGAACGAAACAGAAUUCCUGUUAUGGACUAGAUUAAUAGAGACGGUUGUUUGCGUAAAACGUCACAGUAAAGUGCAGAAUUGUCUGCUUGACAAUUUGUGAUGUUUUAUUUAAAACAACCUAUUCAUGUAUUGCAUGUUUCAUCACAAUACUUUUUGGAAUGUUCCUUUUGUGGCUGUUGUCCAGCUGAGCAUUCAACUCAAUGCAUUGUCAAUCAGCUGAUGAAUAUUUGGUCUAUGUGCAUUGGUAAGGCUUGAAAUAUGAUACCAUCUCUAAAGAGAGCAAAUAGUAAAUAACUCCUUUUGAUGUCACCAAUCUGAUUUUAGAAAAAGUCUAAUAUUAACUAGUGACUUAAUGUUGAGAGGAAUUCUUCACUAGCUAUCCUUGACUGACUUUUUUCAAGCAAAUGACAACAUUUGCACCUGUCAAAGUACAUUUUAAUGAUAUAAUGAUGAUGGCAAUGUUGCUUUCUACAAAAUAUUAGGCUACUUUAGAAAUGUUGUAUUUCCAAUCUCCUGUAAGGUAAUUUGGAUGAAACCGCUUUUAACCCAUUUAAAGUCAUUAGCAACUCUUCAACUUCUGGUCGUCGAUAUGGCUAUGGCAUCUAUAGAAUAGCGACUGGAAUGACAGAGGUGCAAUCCACAAAGAACGAAACAUUUGAAUUCCUGUCUUGUGGAACUAUGAUGCUAAAUGGAGCCCAUGCGGCUUGAUGUUACUGUGGAAGUUUCCUGGCUGUAAGGAGUUGGCAUUUUGGGGCAUUAGUUUCUAAUAAUGAAUGUUGAGGCAUUAGUUGUUUUUUAUGAUAAGUUAUUUUAUUGUGCUUCAGUAAAGCAUGAAAGGGAUUUGUUUUUCUUCUAUUGUGGCAGAGGCUGGUGAAAGGAAAAGCCUUUUUCACAUUUGUAGACAUAUAAAUAAAGCCAUUCUAAUUUUUAGGUAUAAUUCACUGGGUUUUUGGUUAUGUUCAACAGGAGUUUAGGGUUAUGUUGAAGAGCGUUUAGGGUGAUUUUGAACGGAACAUGAUGUUACAUUACACAUGCUGUUAUUACAGAUUACAUUAAACCAAUAUUACACCAUGUUGCAAUUUUCAUGUUAAAAGAUCUUACAGGUUGAAAAGAAGUCAGGACAUUGCUCAGAGGAUUGGGAAGAGACAGUGCCUUGGUUUCAAAUGAAAAUGAAGAUAAAACGUUUACACGGCAUAAACUAUUUUUGUAAAUAAUUAUUUUCUAUCUUUGAAAGUGAAUCAUGAACAUCUGUGUAUUUGAGAUGCUUAGGUCUUAAACUUAUUUGUUCAUUGGGAUAGUGUCUGUGUUAUAUCUAACUUGGAGAUGCUUUGUUAUAGACUUGUAGCGGGUUAUGCAAUAUUAUAUUUUCUGUUAUUGUCAUUUGUUAUUUCACAAUGAGCUAUGCCACAAACCUUGUCUGUCAGGUUUGACUACAGACUGGGUUUGAGUGUUUCUGACAGAGCAUCAACAGGAAGUGAUAUUGACAAAACAUCUGACAGUUAGAGAUUAACCGAUAUCUUGGCCAGCUAUCAGUAUUGACAAGUUUUAAGUAAUAAUUGGUACUGGUGAUUUCUUUAAGUUUGGCCGAUUAUUUCAGACGGAUUGUACUUUCAUCUGAAUUGGGGUCCAAUAUGCUCUAGUCAUUUUAGUAAUAAUUUUUUCAUGUCAUGUGUUUUAUUGUUAUAAAUUUGGGUUGCAGUAUUGUUGAUGAAAUCUGAUACCUUAUUUGCUACCUGUAUAUCCAUGCAUUGUGUAAUUUACAAUUACAAAAAUUGAAUGUGUAAUUAUCAUAAUUUAUACAUUUUCCAUUAAUUUGUUAUUAAAAUAGAUAGAAAUAUUACUUUUUUAUGAUUGCAUUUUCAUGGAUGAAAUUAGAAGCAUAAUCAGAAGCAACAUUUUUAUUUGCAACCCUGAAUCCAAUCAUGUUAUGGAAAUAAAAACAGAAUGCAUAAAUGUGCAAAUCAUUUAAACCCUGUAUUCAAUAGCAAAUAGUACAA
This is a messenger RNA of Esox lucius (northern pike), 3453 nucleotides long. It is a transcript of the gene chst12a, whose product is annotated as carbohydrate (chondroitin 4) sulfotransferase 12a. Bases 153 to 1373 code for a protein of 406 amino acids. The transcript has 6 exons. Gene Ontology annotation, molecular function: sulfotransferase activity. Gene Ontology annotation, biological process: proteoglycan biosynthetic process; carbohydrate biosynthetic process. Lineage: Eukaryota; Metazoa; Chordata; Actinopteri; Esociformes; Esocidae. The record is from RefSeq and is a predicted model, not a curated record. Gene Ontology annotation, cellular component: membrane.